Molecule: messenger RNA, 609 nt
Organism: Morus notabilis
Lineage: Eukaryota; Viridiplantae; Streptophyta; Magnoliopsida; Rosales; Moraceae
Product: auxin-induced protein 15A
Exons: 1
Coding region: 67-345 (92 amino acids)
Biological process (GO): response to auxin
Source: RefSeq, a predicted model, not a curated record
AAAGUUCUACUUCCUUUGCGUACCUUCUCUUUUUCUUCCUCUACAGAGUACUUAAAAACACAAACAAUGGGUUUCCGCUUGCCUGAAGUAGUCAACGGCGCUAAGCAACUUAUGAGGAGGUCCUCUUCAGAUGUUCCAAAAGGCUAUUUGGCAGUUUAUGUUGGUGAUGAGAGCAAAAUGAGGAGGUUUGUAGUCCCUGUAUCGUACCUGAAUCGUCCCUCCUUCCAAGAGUUGCUGAAUCAAGCUGAAGAAGAAUUCGGAUUUGAUCGUCCAAUGGGAGGCCUUACAAUUCCCUGCAGAGAAGAUACCUUCAUUGAUCUACUUUCUUGCUUGGGCGCCUCAUGAUGGGGCAGGCACUAAUAGAUGACAAUUGCUAACGAAAAUCAUUUGUUAUGUUUUUAUAAGGCAAACAAUGCCAUUACACAAAAGUCAAUUUUUUUCCUUGGGGGCUGAAAACAAACUGUCCCUAAGAUUGAUACAAAUGAAUACAAUUGCAAAUUCUCUUCAAUAACUUGUUCCGAGCUUUUAUCUUUUUAGAUUCUGAUGCAAAACUCUCGUAAAAUUUCUUGUCCUAAAUUCGUUUGUAACAGUGGCAAUUGCAAUCCUCUC